CAAAGUGCCCAUCCCCCAAUUAUUUGCACUGCAUAGUAUUUAUCAAUAACAGUUAAAUAAUGGGUAACCUAUUUAGCAAGAGGCAAGUCACCAUACUAAGCAUUGAUGGAGGUGGUAUUAGGGGUGUCAUCCCUCUAAAAGUCCUCCAAUUCCUCGAAGAUGAACUUGAGAUCCUGGAAAAUGGCAAUAAACAAAAACAAGAGGGGGAGGCAAGUAGCAAGAAGGUGAGGCUUGCAGACUACUUUGAUGUAAUCGCAGGAACAAGUGCAGGGGCACUUAUCACAUCUUUGCUUGCUUUACCUGAAUCAAUUGAAAUUGAUGCUUCAAAACAAAUUGUUGGCCAAUUACCACGACCUCGCACUGCAGAAGAAAUUACUGAAUUGCUCUGUGACAAAGGCCCUAUAAUCUUCGAAAAGGAAACUUCCAAACAAGUCGACGGCACAACAACCAGUAAUCAAACCAACAAGGCGGCUUUGGAUUUCGUCGACCGAAUUAAAAAAAAGUGCCACGACAUCUUGGAAAGUGCCGAGAAGAAAGUAGAAGCUGCAAUAAAGGCAGUGGUUGACACAGUUUACACUGGGGAACAUCUUAAUGAGGUUGCUGGGGAACUGUUGGGAAAAGAUACUCUGUUAAAGGACCUAUCAACCAAUAUUGUCAUCCCAACUUAUGACGUCAAUAAACUUCGUCCAGUUGUCUUCACUACCCGACUAACAAUGUUAGCUAUAAGAGAAGCAAGCAAGGUGUUUGGAGGAACAAGGGACUACAGUAAUUAUCUAAUACUAUGACUUGGAACUGGAAAAGAAAAGCUUUCAGGUGGUAGGACUAUUCUAACUGGUGGAAUCGUUGAUUGGCUCUUUGGUUUAGAAGCCAUUGUUGCUCUCAAGAUCAAAACGCCGCCGUUAGUGGAUGUCUUUUUUGGAGUCUCAGAGGAUGUUGCAGAUAUCAUGACUUCUUACGCCCUUGGCGAACGUAAUCUCCGUCGCAAUUACCUCCGAAUCCAGUUUUGCUAAAAGACUGUACGAUGAACGGAGACGUCGUAUACUAUAUAAGAAGUGUUUUGGCCUCAUUAAUAAUCGAUCUUUGGUGGCAAUUAUGGCACUGAUAUGUUUUAUGUUCAUGGUUUGCUUUGGAGCUCGUCGUGUUGGAUUCAUUUGAUUCAAAGAAAGUGUUUCUAUCUCUGUAGCUACUAAUGAUGUUGGUUUGGUGUCAAUAAGAAGUGUUUUUAUUUCCUUACUAUUUAUUUAUUUAUUUUUAUUAUUAUUAUUAUAAAUAAAAAUAAAUAAAACGAGAGAGAAAGAGAGAGAAGGAUAACCUCUCCAUCAAUUGAAUGUCAAAAAUUCAUCUGUGUAAAAAGAUAUUGCUUUCUUCUAAUUAUGUCUUCUUAUUCAUGUUUAUCACUUGGAUAUGAAAGUGUAAUUGACCUUGAAGAUGCUCAAUUCAUCAACUUAAUGAAAU
Messenger RNA from Camellia sinensis, 1455 nucleotides. The record is from RefSeq and is a predicted model, not a curated record. NCBI's taxonomy places the organism in Eukaryota, Viridiplantae, Streptophyta, Magnoliopsida, Ericales, Theaceae.